This is a messenger RNA of Gongylonema pulchrum, 684 nucleotides long. NCBI's taxonomy places the organism in Eukaryota, Metazoa, Nematoda, Chromadorea, Rhabditida, Gongylonematidae. The record is from the annotation of a GenBank genome assembly.
AUCGGUUUUGCAUUGACGUUCAUAUCCGUAUUCAAAAGCUUGUUGCUAUCCUAUACAUCACUGGACCUGUUUUUCUCCCUCAAAAGUCUUUCAGCAGCACUCUUCCCUUCAUCCAGGAAACAGUGGCUUGAAUGUGUUCACGACGAUCACCCGUCGUGCUUCGAUCCGCAUAUUAUAUGCGAUGAAGCAAAUGGUUUUUAUCAGUACUACUCGAAAUGCUACGAAAUUUCAACACAGCGAAUACCGGGCAAUCCAAAUUUCACAUGGGCUCAAGUGGUCGUCGGUAUGACAAGUACCUCUGAAGCACUUCGCGAACUUCCAACUCAAAUAUAUCUGUUCGAAAAAAUCAGAGCACUUGAUCGGCCAAGCCCCUUUCUUUUCGCUUCAGCAGUUGUCCAGCAAGCAAUUAUCGCUUUCAUUGGAAUACUUGGUAUGCGGGCUUAUGCAAAGGUUAGAUUUUUCUUUUUUUUUGCUAAUGUGGCAAGGCUUAUUGUGGUAUUUCCACUUGUGUGUCUGCUAUUUUGCAUGAUUUUUGCGGUCGUAAAGCUUGGUGGACGCGAUGCGCUAAUUGCGCUUAGUGAGGGCCUGAAACCGAAUUUAAGCAAGCUGAUGACUGUAAGAGCUUGGAGUGGCGCAUUAUUACAUGUAAGUUUUGAAUUUGCAUCAACCCGUUGGUCAAGUUAA